UAAAAAAUAAUAAAAAGAUUGUGAAAAAACUCGGCUUCACUUGUGUUUUUUUCUAAUUUUUCUGUCAUUACGCUGAUUAUUCGAUGCAUAUUUUGUAUGCAACAGUUAUUUACACCCAAUAAAGUGCCCUAUUAUGAACCAAACUAUCGAGAGGAAGGCUCUCGGUGCACCUAUAAACUAAAAUCAAUAACAAUCAUUGACCAACAAAGUUACCAAGAUGAACUAUGAGGCCGAAAGAGCCAUGAACCAGAAGCGGUUGCGAAUGGACGGGGAGCCGGGCCACGGAGUCGUGCAGGGGAACGGCCUGCCUCUAAACUACAUGGACAAUGGGCACCAGAUACCCUACCAGCCGUACGCUGGGGCGUACAACACGCAUUACCCUCCGCCGGAUGCAUUUGCGGCGUACGGCCCACCCCCGCCGGGGGGCUAUGCACCUCAGAACCUGUCAUACGCCCCACCGGCUCACCAGAACUACCCGCAUCAUCAGAGUUUCCCUCCGCAGCAGCCACCGCAAGCCCAGCUACACAUGCAGUCACACAUGGUGCAAGGCUACGGGGACGUUGGCAUGCACAAGCCGGCGUGGCCUCCGCAGCCGCACCUCCUGCCUCCGCUGGACCCGCAGAAGGCACUCGACAUCAAACAACUGAAGCCAGAGAUCAAGCUCGAGCCCACGGACCCACAGAAACGGCCGCAUCCCGAGAAUGAAAUGAUGGGUGGGGAUUUGGAUCAGCCCAAGAUAAAGAUUAAGACAGAUAUCUUCAAGCCAGAUGAGCUUGCACACCGACCCGAAGUGGAGAAGCCACAUGAGUUAUCAAUGAAGCCCGCAGAAGCCGUGGCUAAGCCUGUGCCACAAGAAGAGAUCCAACCGGUAACAAGUUCUGAUGGCAAUGUGGCAGAUAAACCUCCUGAAGUGUGCAAGGUGGAGAGCAAGAGCGAGAUCGCGGCCGCCGACACCUCCACCGACCCGUCGGCUAAACCCGUCGAGAAGAAAGAGGGCGACGUGAAGAGCGAAGCGUUCGGCAGCCCGGACCGGCCCAAGGCCAGCACCACCCCGGGCAAGGCGCUGUCGCCCGGCGCCGAGCCGAAGAAGCGCGGCCGUCCCAAAGGCUCGACGAACAAGCCCAAGCCGCCCGGCGCCAGUCCUCAUAAAGCGACGCUGGCCGCGCCCACCGCCGGCGCCCAGAUCCGGGGGCCCGCCGCCGCCCUGCCCAGGCCGGCGCCUAUUGGGCGGCCGCGCGGCACGGGCUACCAGUACGCGAUACGACCGUUCAGGAAAGACUUCUCCGGAAUACAGUUCAGAAGGCGAUGGAGCGACGACUGCCUCGAUUCCUCCCACAUACCCAACGAGGUCUACUUCGGUGAUGUACCAGUCUCUAUGGAGGUGCUGUUCAACUACUACGACGCCAACGCGGAGAGAGAGCGGCUGGCGGCCCAGGCGGCGCAUAUUGCCGCUCAGAAGGCAGCCGCCGCCAAGUUACAGGCGGCUAAGUUGCAGGCGAGGGGGUUAUUGUCUACUAGCGAGGUGACGACGGUGGACUCCUCAUCAUCAGACGACUCCUCGGGGUCUUCUGGCAGUGACAGCGAGGACAGUGAUGAUGACGCGCCCCUAAAGAAGGGCCCCGGGCGGCCGCGCGGCUCGACGACCCCUAAGGCGGCGACCCCGGGCGGGGGCCGCCGGGGCCGCCCCCCCGUGCCCCCCGAGCUCAGGGAGCCGGGGAUCACCGACAUGAAGAAGUUUUGUAAAGCCGCCGGGAUCCGGUUGGACUACAAGAAACUUGUUGAAGGCUGCACAAAGAACAAAGAGCGAGUGCAACGCAUGCUAGACCUACUUAUAGCCGCCGGGCUACAAGGCAAGCCCACGCUGGAGAAAUGCCAGGCGCUGAAGCAGAACAAGCAGCAGAGGAAGAAGCGAGCCGAGCGCGCGCCCAGCGACGCCGCCGAGCCGGAUGGCGAGCAAGGCCCGGCCCCGCGCCGCAUGACGCGCGGCCAGACCGGCGUGAAGCCGCGGCAGAAGAUCGUCAUAUCGUCUGAUGAAGAGGACGACACGCCGUCGGCGCGCCGCACGCUGUCCAAGCUGAGGUCUUGUGUGGAGGACGAGAGUGACUCCAACUAGGUAAUCCUACACUUCUCGGCCUGGUGAGAGUAUGUUAAAACUGGACAAUAUAUCUGUGUCUUCACCGCACUUUUAUAAACGAAUACUCGUUAACGCCAAGCAGUGAGAGGACUAUAACUUUAAAAGUGGCCAUCUUGAAUCCCAAAACAGACUUUUGAAUGAACCUUUCGGAUCGUAAAGAAGAAAAAUUCCUACUAAUUUUUAAAAUUUAUUAUGUAUUAAAUUGUAUAAAUUCGACAUAACGAUUUAGGUUUGUGUUAGGUAGUCAAAGUCUUAUAUUGGACUCUAUUCCACUAGUGCUAAGGGAUGAAGUGAUGUAGUGUUGCCAGUAAAAAAAGUUUAGUUGUGAGUGUUGCCAGAAAUAUGAGUAAAGAAUAUCUUGGUUGUCUGUUCUAAAGUCAGUAUUGCCAUUAAAAUAGGACAGUUUUUACUGGCAACAUUACUGGGAAAGUAUUAGUGCCCCGGUGGUACAUUAGCAUUGCAUAGAAUGUUUGAGAAUAUAGGUACUGGUUGAUUCGAGUGAUGUAUAUCCUAAAGCAUGCUGCUUUUAAAUAUAAGUUAAAAAAUAUAUAAACGCAAUAUGAAUUAAACACUGCGUGAAAGCGACAACUUUGGGUCGCUCUAGUCUUUUCGGUCAGUUUAUUUGCAAUACGGUUGCCCUAAGUGCAGAAUUUGAUUUGAAACAAAACAAAGAACACUAAAUCACUUUUAUGAGCUCAACAGAGAAAGAGAAUGAAACUUUAAGAGCUAAAGCAUGCAGAUAAUAAAACUAUUAUGCAUUAAAUGAACAAUUAUUAUCUUCACAUUCAAAGUUAAACCAGUGUUUACAGCGCCACCUAGGGGCAAAUGUCUUCCCACAAAUGAUUCGUAUAGAUUAGUUUAGGCUGCCACUAACGACAUCUAGCGACCAGACAUAUUUCCCUUGCUUUCUAUCAUUUGAUUGCUCAUCAAAUGCGUAAUAUUUUCGUAUCUUUGGAAAAAGUCACUUGAAUCAACCGUAGUUUGGUAGGAAAUAAUCCCUCGCCUACUUAGAGUUAGAUUCGCUAGUACAGCCCUUGCGAUCCAAUGAUUUUUACAGGACAGUACCACGCUGUUACCAAUAGAGUGCGCCAAUUACGAAAUAUGAUAUUUUCAGUUUUAACUUAAUUUUGGACUAUGAAAACUGCGCAUCGGUAUUGAUAUUAUUGCGUUAAGAACACGCUUAAAAUCCUACGUAUCGUUUGUAAAUGCAGCAGUGGUUUACGAAAUUAGCAUCCUUGAGUAACGGUUCAACUGUACUUUACAUGCGUUGGCCUAACCUUUCUCCACACAGGCUAAGGGUACUUACAUAGAGAGACUGUUUCCCUAUAUGUACCCGUACCGGUAAUCUGCUGUUUAUCUUUCUGCGAGUGCGCUAGAGCAUUUCCCGAUUUUAAAUCUCUCAGUGAGCGAUACCUAAUCAAGUUACCGGUACGGGUAGAUACAGGGAACCCGAUUCUUUAUGUAAGGAACCUAAGAAGAUAAAUGCGGCCAUUUGUAAUAUUCAGUAUCUCCUUGGAUUGCAAGGGCUACGGCACUUGUUCAUAAUGCGUGCCUCAACUAAAUGUGUAUGUAAAUUUGCAUAGCCUGUGUGCUAUUAUAAUAUAUAUUAUGUUGUUUAUAUUUACAUUUGAUUCGGUGUGUAUUGUGCGGUAUUCUGUUGAUGUCAUUUCGUUAUGAGUUUACAAACAAUUGUGAGUUCCCUUGCAAGUCAUCUCGAAAAAGAAUAUUGAUGAUUGAUAUAUAACGAAUAUUUCAAAUAUUAUUCUGUUGGAAUAAUUGAAUAUUCUAUAUAAUAACGACGCAAACAUAUGGCUGAACACAAUGACAAAUAAAUAAUAAUCAAAGAAUAAUACCUAUUGGAUAUCUAUAACUUAUAAAACAACCAUGCAAUUUAUAAAUAGAAGUAACAAUAACAAAAUUACAUGCACAGUAAUGAAAGAUGGACAUCAUUCAUUGACUAUGUCGUUUAAAUGUCACCCGGCCACUGACCAAUAACAAAAAAAUCUUAAUGCACAAACUCUGAAAGUCACAGAUCUACAUAUGAGGGUAGUCAAACUAAAUGUGAGAAUAUUUCUUGCCGUUGAGAUGCCGAAAGGUAAACGCAUUUACUAUGGCGCUUGGGUGAUAGCAGUUUCUACCACUAGAUGGCGAUACUAUUGCUCGAGUUUGCUUCUUUUGAUCGACAAGGAACGCAAGAAAUUGAGGUUUUGACUUUGAACCUGCUGGGAUGAGAAUCGAAGCCUUCCGACAGAUGGCAGUGAAACAAAAUACUUGAAAUGUAUUGAAACAGUUUCAAGUCCUACAUCGCGGUAUCAUAGAUUCACAGCUAGCUGCCAUAACUAGAAAUUCUCAAUGCUAAGUUUGUUGUCAUAUGAAAUGAAAUCGUUUAUUUCUUCGACGUAGAAUAUUAGAAUUACUUGUCAAAAGUCAUAAUCUAUAUAAUUUUAUCAGCAUGGCAAUUAAACAUUUAUUAUUAUAACUAUGAAAAA
Molecule: messenger RNA, 4623 nt
Organism: Plutella xylostella (diamondback moth)
Lineage: Eukaryota; Metazoa; Arthropoda; Insecta; Lepidoptera; Plutellidae
Cellular component (GO): nucleus
Source: RefSeq, a predicted model, not a curated record